AUGUCAAAGCCUCUCCACGAAUCAGGUCAUCAACACGACCUCCGGACUGUGCCGUCUCAGCCGAGCAUCGUCUGUGAUGACUCCCAAGUCCAGCACGAUGCUGUGUUCGGCGAGAUUGGUGAGGGAGGGCCCGAUUACCGCAAUGUGGGUUGGCUCGGUACGAUCGCACUCAUGAUGAAGACCCAGAUUGGUCUGGGAGUUCUUGCCAUUCCAGCUUCAUUCGAUCAGUUAGGCCUGAUCCCUGGUGUUAUAUGCUUGUGUGCUAUCGCCGUUCUGACUGGAUGGGCUGCUCAUGUCAUCGGAACAUUUAAGCAUCGUCAUCGUGAGGUUUACGGCCUUGACGAUGCAGCCAAGUUGAUUUUUGGGCGAAUCGGAUAUGAAGUCUUCAGCGUUAUCUUUUGCAUUUACUGGAUCUUUAUUGCUGGGUCUGGCAUGCUCGGAAUAUCGAUUGGCCUCAAUGCUGUGUCUUCGCAUGCAACAUGCACUGCCGCCUUCGUAACUGCCGCCGCUAUCGUGCCUUUCGGCUUGGGUAGUAUCCGGACACUCGGACGGAUGAGCUGGCUGGCGUGGAUUGGAUUGGCCUCUAUCUUGAUUUCGGUCUUAACCGUCACCAUUGCGGUCGGAGUCCAGGAUAGACCCGCUACGGCACCAAAAGAUACUCCUUGGGUUUCCGACUUUAAGCUGGUCAAAAACCCCUCCUUCACCGACGCGAUCUCAGCCGUGUCUGGAUUCGUGUAUGCGUACGGAGGCAUACCGGCCUUCUUCUCUAUAGCAGCGGAAAUGCGGGACAGCCGGCACUACGCUCGAUCUCUGAUUAUCAGCCAAACCGCUAUAACCGUCAUCUACGUCGUUAUCGGUUGUGUGGUCUACUACUAUUGCGGGUCAUACGUUGCGUCGCCUGCCCUGGGGAGUGCUGGCGGGACUUUGAAGAAGAUCCCGGGAAAGUACAUGCUCGUUCGCUUUCUUCGUGGCUCAAAACAUUUGGCUGCGAAUACUCCUACACAUUGGAUGACUUGGCUUGGUUGCACGUUCACCAUCAGCCUGUCGGCAUACAUUGUUGCCAGCGCCAUCCCCAUCUUCGGCACACUUACCUCCUUGAUUGGAUCUCUCUUUGGCAGUCUCAUGUCGUUUCAGUUUAUGGGCUUCAUGUGGAUUUUUGAUCAUUGGUCCGUCGGCAAGCAGACACCGACAGCCAAGUGGCUUCUCAAGGCUUCUUGGACCGGCCUUGUGAUACUUGCUGGAACUUUUCUCAUGGUCGGCGGCACACGCAAGAAGACGCGAUGCUCUGGUGAACGACCAAUCUGCGCCUUUUGUGCCCGGCUCCAACAAGACUGCCAUUAUGAUGACAGUUGGCUCGCCUCAGUACAAGCAUCAGACCCCGAGGCCGAACUACCGCCGAGGCCAAUAGCACCUGCUGGUGCCAAUGUGGACACUACCAUGGCUGCCAGAAUUGCCACGAUUGAGUCACAACUAAACAUGCUUGAAUAUUCGGGUGCCCUCUCUUCUUCCAUUGGCAACUCAGAUAUAUCCCAGCCACUUCUGGGUGGACUAGUUUCGGGCCUAUCAAACCCGACUUCACCGGCCUCUCAAGAUCAAGGUACCUUCAACAGCCUCCCAGAAUCGGAAAUUGUCAAGUCUCUUGUUGAAACCUACUUUGUUUUCUGCCAUUGCCAACCUUAUUGCUAUUUCCACGAGGAAAGCUUCCGUCGCCGGCUUACCGACAACACGCUGCCCACAUGGCUGCUUCUGGCUGUAAUUGCCACAGCCUCAGAGUUUUCAGAUGAACCGUUUUUCAAUGGAGAGCAGACACGGGCCGCCGACUGCUAUGCCUCUAUUGCAUGGAAGGACAUCUCCAAUAGAAUGUUUCAAGAGGAUGAUUUCAUGGACUUGAAUGCGGUGCAAGCGACCAACUUGCUCUCGGUGAUUGACUUUAGUGCGGGACGGUAUAAACAAGCAUGGGUCAAAAUUGGCCUUGCUGUCCGUUUCGCCGAAGCCUUGGACCUGCUCUCAGAACCAGAUCAUAGCCUCCCCAUUUGGCAGCAAGAGGAACAUCGGAGGACUUUUUGGUCCGUAUACCUCCUCGACAGAAUCGUCUCCUGCAGUCCGGAGCGCACGCCGACUAUCCAAGACGCAGACUGCAUUCUAGGUCUCCCUAUAGAUCCCGUCGGCUCCGCAGGUAGUUCCCCCGCUAAUGACCGUACAACGCUUGCGCGGUUGGUUGAUCAGCUCGAUGACAUGAGCAAAGUGGGAAACUCUGGAUUUCUAUGUCUUAUCGCCUCUACCCUUGGAAGGAUCCAGAGGUACAGCUUGCGACGGUCAGUGCCUGCGGGCUCAUACCUUCCCUGGAACUCUCAGAGCGAGUUCGCGUCCAUCUACAGCACUCUUUUGAUGUUUGAGUCGUACUCUCCGGCAUCUCUCACAUAUUUCGACUUUGCUCUUGAACUAGAGAGCCUGAAGAUGGGGCAAGAGCAUAGCAGCCGCUCCGAGUUGGGCAUACUCGCGUCCUCUCAUGCUUUGUACUACCUUUGCCAAUGCCUCCUGCAUCACCCUUUUCUGUUCCGCCAUCGCCUACAAUCCGUCAAAGCGCCGAUACCACCAAGUUUUCUUGAAGACAUACUGCGGAGGAGUCGCAAGAAUGCAACCAGCCUGACUCUCUUGCUGCAUUCUCUUCUAAAGAGGCGUCUCUGCCUUGCGAGUUCCAUUGGAUACUGUGCAGUCGUUGCUGGGGUUAUCCACCGCAUCUUUGAACUUGACGAGGACCCAUCUGUUCAAGAAUCUGCACGAGAAUCUUAUAAGCUGUCAUUGGAGUUUUUGCAAAAAGCCCCAGUUCGCUGGCGGCAUUACCCGCGCAUGGCACAAGCACUCGCAAGCUUCAACCCAGACCCGACAGCUACAAGUGCCAUGAUAAAUCCAUCAUUGUGUACAAGUCUUGCACCUCAUCCGGAUGCGCAGGAAGUGUGGAAGCUACUGGACUAUGGCAAGUUGUCUCAACAUGCGAGAGAACCGACAAUCCCGCAGCAGGAUAUUGCGCCGUCUGGAGAUAUCGGCCUCCACGACUGGACACAGGUUUUAGAAACAUCAGCAGAUUGGAUAGAAUGA
Molecule: messenger RNA, 3099 nt
Organism: Fusarium keratoplasticum
Lineage: Eukaryota; Fungi; Ascomycota; Sordariomycetes; Hypocreales; Nectriaceae
Exons: 10
Coding region: 1-3099 (1032 amino acids)
Biological process (GO): DNA-templated transcription; regulation of DNA-templated transcription
Cellular component (GO): nucleus
Molecular function (GO): DNA binding; zinc ion binding; DNA-binding transcription factor activity, RNA polymerase II-specific
Source: RefSeq, a predicted model, not a curated record